Molecule: messenger RNA, 3749 nt
Organism: Marmota monax (woodchuck)
Lineage: Eukaryota; Metazoa; Chordata; Mammalia; Rodentia; Sciuridae
Product: protein transport protein Sec24D
Exons: 19
Coding region: 16-2361 (781 amino acids)
Biological process (GO): intracellular protein transport; COPII-coated vesicle cargo loading; endoplasmic reticulum to Golgi vesicle-mediated transport
Cellular component (GO): endoplasmic reticulum exit site; COPII vesicle coat
Molecular function (GO): zinc ion binding; SNARE binding
Source: RefSeq, a predicted model, not a curated record
CCGCCAAGAGAAGAAAUGCCUGAAGAGCUGCAGAGAGCGGCCUCGGAGGGUAUGAUGAAGCCACCAGGGCCUUUGGGGGCAGCUGCCCCUGGGGUGAUGCUACCUUCCCCACCGCCUGGACCACAGCAGUUUGGCCAGAAUGCACCUUAUGCCUCCAGCGUCCCAGGCCUGCCUCCCCAAAGAUUCACAGGCCCUGCACCUGUGCACAGUGUGGCCUCCGCAUGUGCCCCCUACCAACCCUCUGCACAGCCGUCCUACCCGAGUCCCGCGUCCACGUCACCCGUCACCCAGCUGGGCGGCCAGCUUGGGGCCAUGCAGCUCAACAGCCACGGUCCCAGCGCGGGCCCCGCCGGCCCUCCCGCGUUCCCAGGCCCUCCGCAGCCCGCGCCGCCCUCCAUUCUGCAGCCGGGGCCCCGGGUGCUGCCGCCACCGCCCACUGCGCUGAACGGCCCUGGUGCGCCCCCGCCAGCCGCAGGCACAGCCUUCCCGCCUCAGGCUGCCGGCUAUGGCCCGCAGAUGGGCGCACCCGCGUCCUACCCUGGAGGCCUCGCCCCUGGCCCUGCGCGCAUGGCUGGGCCGCAGCCCCCAAAGCAGCUGGACCCUGAUGCUGUCCCCAGCCCGAUCCAGGUGAUCGAGAGUGACAGAGCAGCCAGAGGGGGACAAGUGUAUACCACCAAUACCAGAGGCCAGGUCCCGCCCCUGGUCACCACCGACUGUGUGAUUCAAGACCAAGGCCAUGCCAGUCCCCGGUACAUCCGCUGCACCACCUACUGCUUCCCCAGCUCCUCGGACCUGGCCAAGCAGGCGCAGGUCCCGCUGGCUGCCGUCCUCCAGCCCUUCGCCACGCCCCCUGCUGACGAGACACCCCUGUACCUGGUGGACCAUGGAGAGAGCGGGCCAGUCAGGUGCAACAGGUGCAAGGCCUACAUGUGUCCGUUCAUGCAGUUCAUCGAGGGCGGCAGGAGGUACCAGUGUGGGUUCUGCAGCUGUGUGAAUGAAGUCCCACCAUUCUAUUUCCAACAUCUGGACCACCUUGGGAGAAGACUGGACCACUAUGAGAAGCCCGAGCUUUCGCUGGGGUCUUAUGAGUACGUGGCCACGUUGGAUUACUGCAGGAAGAACAAGCCUCCCAGCCCGCCGGCCUUUAUCUUCAUGAUCAACGUUUCAUACAGCAACAUCAAGAGUGGGCUGGUGAAGCUCAUCUGUGAGGAACUGAAGACGGUGCUGCAGCGGCUUCCAAGGGAAGAGCACGAAGAGUCGUCUGCAGUUCGCGUUGGGUUUAUCACCUACCACACAGUUCUUCACUUCUUUAACGUGAAGAGCAACUUGGCCCAGCCUCAGAUGAUGGUGGUGACCGACAUUGGAGAGGUCUUUGUUCCUCUGCUGGAUGGGUUCCUUGUCAACUAUCAAGAGUCCCAGUCGGUGAUUCACAACUUGCUGGACCAGAUUCCAGGGAUGUUUGCAGACUCCAAUGAGAACGAGGCCGUCUUCGCUCCUGUGGUCCAGGCGGGCAUGGAGGCUCUGAAGGCAGCAGAGUGUCCUGGCAAGCUGUUCAUCUUCCAUUCCUCCUUGCCAACUGCUGAAGCGCCAGGGAAGCUCAAAAACAGAGACGACAAGAGACUGCUCAACACAGACAAGGAGAAGAUUCUUUUCCAGCCCCAAACCAGUGUCUAUGAGUCUCUGGCCAAAGACUGUGUGGCCCAUGGCUGCUCUGUGACCCUCUUCCUCUUCCCCAGUCAGUAUGUGGAUGUGGCCUCCUUGGGCCUUGUUCCUCUGCUCACCGGGGGAACUCUUUACAAGUACAGCGAUUUCCAGAUGCACUUGGAUAGCCAGCAGUUCCUGAAUGACCUCAGAAGUGACGUGGAGAAGAAAAUAGGUUUUGAUGCCAUCAUGCGGGUGCGGACCAGCACAGGUUUCAGAGCCACAGACUUCUUUGGUGGGGUCUUCAUGAACAACACCACAGACGUGGAGAUGGCUGCCCUGGACUGUGACAAGGCUGUGACGGUGGAGUUCAAGCAUGACGACAGGCUCAGUGAGGACAGUGGCGCCCUGAUCCAGUGUGCUGUGCUUUACACCACCAUCGGGGGUCAGCGGAGACUUCGGAUUCACAACCUCGGCUUAAACUGUAGCUCCCAGCUAGCAGAUCUUUACAAGAGCUGUGAGACGGAUGCCCUCAUCAACUUCUUUGCCAAGUCAGCUUUUAAAGCAGUUCUACACCAGCCUUUGAAAGUCAUCCGGGAAAUCCUAGUUAAUCAGACUGCACACAUGUUGGCGUGUUACCGCAAGAACUGCGCCAGCCCGUCUGCAGCGAGCCAGGUACGCCUACCUGGACCCUCCCUGAAGCUCCUUUCUGUGCGUUGACGACGGUCAGCCUGCAUGCUUUAUUCUCCUGCAUUGAUGGUCCCAGGAGCGUCUCAAUCUGCUCAUGUGGUCCUGUGGUUGAGCAGUGCACCACUUUGGCAUGCCACAGCCCCAUACCGAGGCGCCGGGAGCUCAUGGGACCCUGUGGGCCUCAGCAUCUGUAGUCAGGCAAGCAGAGUCCAGAAGCAGCACUUGCCAGGCUCUGCCGCUUGUCCCUGAGUCCUGGCAGAGCUGCGCUGUCUCGGGAGCCCCUCCUUCAGGAUGCGGUGGCUGAACGGAUGCUGUUAACAUUCUCUGCACAUCAGGAUGAUUGGGAACCUGAGAAAAGCAAAUCUGUUAAGGAAAAGGAAGCCAGGCCCUCCUCCUUCCUGGUCUGCUGCCGGAGGCGCUGUCCCGUGCCAGGCCUUCUCCUCGGCAGCGUGUUGUGCGUAAAGACACCACAGUGCCCCGCUCUCGGCACGUCGACGGAGCCAUUCCUGCUCACAUAUGGACUUUUAUUCCUCCACUAGCACAUUUCAGGCCCUUCGACCAGUGAUGCCCUUGAAACAGUGAUGUAACUUAGCUGCUGUCGUGGAGUCCAGAAGACAGAGGUCAGGAACCGUUAGAACAGAGCUCUACUGAAGCAAGGCAGUAGCCAGAAGCAGAAGGGCCGAGCUAGCUUCAGGUUCUCUGCAGAAGCUGCAGUGAAGCUGGAGGUGCUCCUGCCGCUCAUGUGAGGGAAUCAGAUCGUGCCUCACAUGGAGCCAGACAGCCCAGGAGGAGCCGUGUCCUCGACAUGACCCUGGCCUCCACGUAGGGAUGAGGCUGAGGCAGGAGAACGUGCUGGGGACAGAGUUCAGGGAGCCCCCAGGCUGUGGGAGGCGCUGGGCCGAGACUGGCUGGACACAGCACUGAAACGAAAUGUUAGGGCCAUUUGCUUUGUCAACUCCAGCAGCUCACUGUUCUGAGCUUGAACGCGUUACGCCAUUUGGGGUAUAAGGACUUCUAAAGGCAAAUCAGAUGACCUCACUUGCACAUUAACCCUUGUUUUGUCAUUUCUAAAUGCAAAGAAACGCUUCCCUGACUCAAGCAAACUGGACCCUGCUCCUUUCUCACCUGCAGCGUUUCUCUCCAGGAGUGAUCGCAUCGUGGAGGGGCCUCAGAGCUGGGGAGGAAGGUUUCAUAGUGACAGUCUGUUGCGACACCUUCUUCUUCCCCUCAUGAACCUUGACUAAGUCAGCUUCUUAUUUGCUUUGACCUGUUGUGUGUGUGGUGCUGCUGGGCCCAGGGCUCACGCUGCGCACGUGCUUUCAAGCUGGGCCGCGCCCUACACUUUCUUUCACUCUUUUUUUUAUUUUUAAUUUUUUAUUGUGGGUUGUUCAAAACAUUACAAAUUUCUUGACAUAUCA